CCUAACAAAAAUAACUGAGGGGUAAACUUUAUCCAGAAAAUAUAAUAGAGUUUGAUCCCACCUAUUAGGGGAAGGGGGCUCUGCAGGCCACUAAAAGUAUGUUAAGAGCCACAAGUGGCCACGUGGCCUAUAUUUUAUUCUUUGGGUGAUCUUCAUGUUCUCAAUUACUGCUAUUAUUAAACUAUUGUUCUGACUACCCAUGUAUCUCACCUGCCCCCUUUUUAUUUUCUCAAAGUAUUACAAAACAUUAUUUUGGAGUUACCAUGUGAAAUAUAUAAGACAAGUCAAUGGAGAUAAAUACUGUUUGCUGAGAGCUGUGUUAUUCCAGAUAUUCAGCCAAGGUCUUCCUCUCCCAUCGUGGACUAAGGCAACAGAUAUACUAAAGCUCCCUGAAAAACUUCUUUAUUCACAAGGAUGUAAUUGGAUCCAACAGUACAGCUUCGGAUCACAACGGUAUACAGGUUCAAAUAUACUAGGAAAAUUACGUAAAUGUAUUGAAGCAUUAAAAGGACAGUGGAUGGAAAUCAGUGGUAUUAAAGAUCAAGAUCAAAGGCAGAAUUUUUGCAAUGCUCUUUUUACUGGUGGAAGCAUGGAGCAUAAGUUCUACGAGGCCAUAAAAUUCCUCAUGCUCUAUCAAGUAAUAGAAGCUUACGAACGCUUGGCCAGUAACCAGGAACGCAUUCCAAACUUUUUCAGUGAUCUUUUUAGACGGGAUACUUCUUUGGAUCCUUUAAGUUAUAUGAUGAAUCAUCUGAACUCAAUAGGAGACAGAAGAGGUCUUGAUCAGAUUGAUCUAUUUCUUCUUGAGCAUUCUCUUGAAGUAAAAAUAAUCGUUUAUAGGUUGUGUAAGAUUAAUACCAAAGAUUUCCUAGAAACAUACACAGAUGAAUAUCAAAGGGAUUGGUCUGAGAUCCUCCUUCUAACUGAAGAUGACCGUCAUUAUCACAUUCCUGUUGUUAAGAUAUGACUACUUGUCAUAUAUUUCCACAUCAAGUCCUUCUGCAUAAAUUUGUUCAAAUGAAUGGUAUCCUGUAUUUAAGAAAUAUCUUUGCUAAAUAAAAAUAUGUAUGAAACAUUUGUUGGCCAGGUUAUCUUUCAGUUAAAUCUACUCCCAAAUUUUUUAUUUGUGAGGAAUAAAAUGAUGAAAUCAUGUACCGUGUUUCCCUGAAAAUAAGACAGGG
This is a messenger RNA of Thamnophis sirtalis, 1181 nucleotides long. The record is from RefSeq and is a predicted model, not a curated record. Lineage: Eukaryota; Metazoa; Chordata; Lepidosauria; Squamata; Natricidae.